This is a messenger RNA of Scatophagus argus, 1623 nucleotides long. RefSeq names its product Zinc finger protein 706-like. The coding region runs from base 66 to 401 and encodes 111 amino acids. Lineage: Eukaryota; Metazoa; Chordata; Actinopteri; Scatophagidae. The transcript is spliced from 4 exons. The record is from RefSeq and is a predicted model, not a curated record.
AAAGGUGCAGUUCUGCUCCGGGCCGGCAGGGGGCGCCGCUCAUCUCUACGGAAGGUUUUAACUUGAUGCGACGGUUAAAAACCUUCUUUGAAGUUACCUCUGGCAUUCAGAAAAGAGACCGACAUAAGAGCGAAGAGAGGAACAAAUCUCGAAGGUCGAAGUUGAGGGCCAUGGCUCGUGGGCAGCAGAAGAUUCAGUCCCAGCAGAAGAACGCCAAGAAGGCAGCAGAGAAGAAGAAAGCUCAGGGCGCCGACCAGAAGACCGCAGCCAAGGCCGCACUGGUCCACACCUGCCCUGUCUGCCGGACACAGAUGCCCGACCCCAAGACCUUCAAGCAGCAUUUUGAGAGCAAACACCCCAAGUCCCCCAUGCCUCCUGAGCUGGCGGACGUUCAGGCAUGAAGGACUGCUGACUGGACAGGACCAGAACCCUGGAUACACGAUGACCACGGACUAAACGCUGAAUCACGGUGUCUGAAGGAUGGUGAUGACGAACACUGGGGGGGGACCCGUCAGUAUUCCUGGACAGCGGGUUGGGAUGGAGGGAGGGGGUGGAUGUGUGUAUGUGCUGUGUACGUACAUGUGUGCUUGUAAGAGAAAAAAAAAACCCAAUAGCGACGGGGCAGAAGUACACCAGCACCCCAUUUUAUAUUUAUUAUGUACAACUACCUUGCUAUUUCAAAUGGGGGAGGGGACCAGCAGGAUUGCCUGCUAACACUGAAUUAAGUAAUGUGGUGUUUAAAGAUGUGGAGAUGUGAGGAGGCAGUAAAGAAAAUACCACCAAAUAUUUGUGAAUGUAUGGCUAGCUGGUUGUACUGGUUGAUCACCGUGUCGUCCAGAUGAAUAGAUGGCACAUUCAAAGCCCCAACUGAGGACUGCAUCGCUCAUCCACAGUGGACGAGGCACUGCUGUUGGGUUAAAACUUCGUAACUCCAGUCAUUUGAGCAGAGGGCGUUCGGUGCCAUCAGCGCGUCCCCUCUGUGGAACAUUUAAAUGAAGACUUUUCCUGAUCAUGGGCCUCUUAGGAUGACUUAAAUCAUUCUGUUUAAUUCCAGAACUCACGGUUGUUGACAGUAAAUGUAGGAUUUUUAUUCCUGAAUCUAGUUUUUGGAGACUCGAGGUUUUUGUCCAGCUGUGCCUCCUCUGUGCUGCUGCGGCGGCGGCGCCCUCAGUAACGCCUCACCACAGUACCUCACCUCACGCCACACAGCGACUCUCACAGCGUGUUCUUCUUCCCUCCAAGUCCCUGUGAUUGUGCUCAUUUUAGUCCUCCUGGGGGCGUGUUUCCCAACACAGUCUUGGCAAUAAAAGCAUCUUUGACCCACUUCAGUUGAACCAGAGCAAGAUUUGUUUUUUUUUAAAUGAAGCGCUAACAGUUUUUGGUAAACUCGUCUAACAUAACCGUCUCAUUUAUGUCCUCAGCUGUUGUCACUUUGGUUGUUCACUGAUUGAAGAAAUUCUAAGUAGCCCCAAAGGACUGAGAGUUAAAGCAAUUUGUUCAGUAACUGCAAAAAUGAUCGAAACAUUUUCCACUAGCAGGCAAAAUGUCACUAAUUUGCUUUCACUGUACUUUUUUUUUUUUUUUUUACCCUUUUCAAUAAAUUGAUCAAUGUAUUUAAUGUGA